UUUGUGAAUGAUGAACAUGGAUUAAACGGACUAUGACUGUUACUUUUCACAUGGCAGGGCGGUGGAAAAGUAAUUUCUCUGAUGGUUACAUGUGUGGACUAAACCCCUGUCUUGAGUUUCAUCGGAACAGAGAAAGAAGACAGAAGGUGUACAGUGGCCAUGGAGGCUGUAUUUCACUCUCUCUUCUCUACAGCUGGCCAGAUGCCUUGGUUUCUUCUGACACUGUUAACAUCAUGGACAGUCCUGUGUUCAGCAGAUAUAAAGCAGACAAGAUGGCCAUUAUAUUCCCAGAAGCCUGUUCUUCUUGCCUGGAAUGCCCCAACACAGGAGUGUGCCCCGCGACAUCGCGUAACUUUAUCUCUGGACCAGUUUGACAUUGUAGCAUCCCCCAAUGAGGGCUUUGUCCGACAGAACCUUACUAUUUUCUACAAGGAGCGCCUCGGGCUGUAUCCCUAUUAUGAGCGUGAUGGCACUGCAGUGAAUGGAGGCCUUCCACAGCUCGCCAGCCUCACUCAGCACUAUGCAAAGAUGCCUGAAGGUGUGCAGAAAUAUAUACGUGAGUCGGAUGCAAAAGGUUUGGCUGUUAUUGACUGGGAGGAGUGGCGCCCGUUGUGGAUCCGAAAUUGGGAUACUAAGGAUAUUUAUCGAAAUAAAUCCCGUGUAAUGGUGGCCAAAAAGAACCCUAAGUGGACCCCAGAACAAGUGGGAAAAGUUGCACAGCAGGAAUUUGAGCUCUCGGCUCGCAAAUUCAUGCUGGAGACUCUGAAACUUGCAAAGAAUUUGAUGCCCAAUCAACUGUGGGGCUUCUACCUGUUUCCAGAUUGUUACAACCAUGACUACAGGAGUGGCCUUAAGGACUACACAGGACGCUGCCCGGCGGUGGAAAUGUCCCGCAAUGAUCAGCUUAACUGGUUGUGGAUGGAGUGCACUGCACUCUUCCCAUCUGUGUAUAUCGGUUCUGUGCUUAAAUCUACAAAUUAUGGCCGCCUGUUUGUUCGCAACAGGGUGAUGGAGGCAAUGCGCCUGGCAUCUGUUGGGGAUGGAUUAGCACGCCCUGUGUUUGUUUACACCCGGCCUACAUACAUCAAUCAGAUGACCCUCCUUACUGAGGAAGAUCUGGUCUCCACCAUUGGUGAGAGUGUUGCACUUGGAGCAGCAGGUGUUAUCUUCUGGGGGGACACAUCCUAUGCCAGCAACGAUGCCAGUUGCUCCACCCUAAAUGAAUAUCUUCAGGGACCGCUGGGCCGGUACCUGCUUAAUGUGUCAACAGCAGCCGAACAGUGCAGUCAGGUGCUUUGUAAAUCUCACGGUCGCUGUCAGCGUGCAUUACCAGACAGUGAAGUGUACCUCCAUCUCAGCCCCAUAACCCACACCAUCAUCAGUCAGGGUGGUCAGUUGAAGGUCACCGGCGUGCCAAGCCAAGCUGAGCUGACUCUUUUUCAUACACACUUCAAGUGCCAAUGCUACAGUGGGUACAGAGGUGAGAGCUGUGCUCAGAAAGAAAAAGGGCAGAAUAAAGCCUCCUCUGUCUUCGGAACCUGGCCUCUUUGCUUUUUACUCCCACUAGGACUCCUCACUCUGCUCCAGUAAGGAAACUGAAAAGCCCAAAUUAUUCACUGCUUCUGCCCGCUCUGAAAACGACAGUUAAGUCUUUUUGACAUAAAAGACUUAGUGAAAGUUACUGAGCACUAGUGAUACAGAUGAAGAUCAUCCUGUGGUCGGUUUUCCCAGUAAAACAGGAGCUUAUGAUCUCAGCACAUAGGUCCGUCCAAGAAAAAUAUUUGUUUCUAACAGGCUGCACUGAAAGAUCUCCAAUCUCAUUCAUCAAUAUUGCAAGUGGUCAUUAACUGAUACCAGUGUAUGCCAAAAAUUAAACCAAUCCCUGCUCCAUGCUGACCUUGACCUCCAGAUGAGGAUAAACUGUCACUCCGUGUUCAUAUGGAAUACAAAGUCUUUGUGGGACGGUCCCCACAAUGAAAUGCCUUAUGAAUAAAGACUGCUUAACCUCAAGUUUUUUUUUUUUUUAAUGUAUCUUUUUUUUAAUGAUGGACAAGAUCUUAAAGUGGGAGAAAAGUGGCUUAAGGUGUUCUGCUUUUGGAUAGUGCUGCCUAAACUCAGCAUUUUAGUUUUUAUCUAUUUAUGUAUCAUGCCAAGACAUUUACCUUUGUGACUGAAAUAUAAAUAUUUUAAUUAUGUAAAAAAAAAAGUGAUCAAUUAUGACAAAUGCAGCCUUCAAAGUCCAACUGAAUUUUUUUUUU
Scomber japonicus (chub mackerel) is the source of this 2258-nucleotide messenger RNA. It is a transcript of the gene hyal2b, whose product is annotated as hyaluronidase 2b. Gene Ontology annotation, molecular function: hyaluronoglucuronidase activity; hyalurononglucosaminidase activity. Lineage: Eukaryota; Metazoa; Chordata; Actinopteri; Scombriformes; Scombridae. The transcript is spliced from 4 exons. Gene Ontology annotation, biological process: hyaluronan catabolic process; carbohydrate metabolic process. The coding region runs from base 160 to 1590 and encodes 476 amino acids. The record is from RefSeq and is a predicted model, not a curated record.